Molecule: messenger RNA, 3555 nt
Organism: Gadus chalcogrammus (walleye pollock)
Lineage: Eukaryota; Metazoa; Chordata; Actinopteri; Gadiformes; Gadidae
Gene: nos1apa
Product: nitric oxide synthase 1 (neuronal) adaptor protein a
Exons: 13
Coding region: 370-2607 (745 amino acids)
Molecular function (GO): nitric-oxide synthase binding
Source: RefSeq, a predicted model, not a curated record
GGCUCCGAGCUCACAACUUCCACACGGGAGGAAAAGUAGCCAGGAAAACUGCGUAUUCUUUCAUGUUGUGCUGGUGUUCUCAUUCCGAGGUGGAUCGGAAAGUAAACAAGCGGGUCACACGCGUACAGCGAAUAGUUAUCGUCAGAAAGUGACGUUUUAUUACAGCGUGAAGUGGAGACAGUGAGUGAAAUUUAAAGUUAGCACUUGUCCGAUGUCGACUUGCGGUGCAGCGAUCGAUGGGACCCAGCGCAGCGAUGGAGCAAUAGCGUUGGAUCCCUGACUUUCUUUUCCUGGAUAUAUAUUUAUUUUUUAACGGAAGCGUUGUUCCUUCCUUUAUAUUUUUUCUUGUUGUGGAUUAUCACUGCAAUCAUGCCUGGAAAAACCAAGUACAACCUGGUGGAUGAUGGCCAUGAUUUGAGAAUUCCCUUACACAACGAGGAAGCCUUUCAACAUGGGAUCAACUUUGAGGCAAAGUACAUCGGCAGCCUUGAUGUGACCCGGCCAAACAAUCGGGUGGAGAUUGUCGCUGCGAUGAGGAGAAUAAGGUACGAAUUCAAGGUGAAGAACAUCAAGAAGAAAAAGGUUAACAUCAUCGUGUCGGUGGAGGGCGUCAAGGUGAACCUGAGGAAAAAGAAAAAAGUGAGUGGCAUUAAGAAGGAGUGGACGUGGGACGAGAGCAAAAUGAUGGUGAUGCAGGACCCCAUUUACAGAAUAUUCUACGUGUCCCACGACUCUCAGGAUCUGAAGAUCUUCAGCUACAUCGCCCGGGACGGACAGAGCAACGUGUUCCGCUGCAAUGUCUUCAAGUCGAAGAAGAAGAGCCAGGCCAUGCGCAUCGUGAGGACGGUGGGCCAGGCCUUUGAGGUGUGCCACAAGCUCAGCCUCCUGCACACCCAGCAGAGCGCAGACGGGACGGAGGAUGGAGACAAGACAGCUGGAAAACUGAACGCCUUGGAGCAGGCGGCAGACGUGGCGGUUGCCGUGACGACGACGGCCGCCGCCGAGGAAACGGACAUCGACGCGGAGGAAGAGGACGUCCCGGUGGCGGCGGCCGACAGCACCGUGGACGAGUUCAGCAACAGUAACCGCGGAGUCACGGAUCUGGACGCCACAUCUAAGACCAGCGAGCACAGCCCCACAGACACCAAGUCUCCAGAGGAGGGCUCUCUGCUGAUGGCCAGCCCAAGGAUGCUGCUCCCGGAGGCGGGCACGCUGUCGCCGACCACCCCCCUGUCUAUCCACCACCAGAUCCAGCUUCUCCAGCAGCAGCUGGCGCAGCAGCAGCAGCAGACGCAGGUGGCCGUAGCGCAGGUUCACCUGCUGAAAGACCAGCUGAGUGCAGAGGCCACGGCGCGGCUGGAGGCCCAGGCCCGGGUCCACCAGCUGCUGCUCCAGAACAAGGACCUGCUGCAGCACAUCUCCCUGCUGGUCAAGCAGAUCCAGGAGCUGGAGGCCAAUCUCACAGGAACCCACUGCAUGGGGUCCCAGGACAGCCUAUUGGAGAUCACCUUCCGCUCCAGCGGGGUCCCGGUGCUCUGCGACCCCACCACGCCCAAGCCGGAGGGCCGCGCCAACGGAGAGGCCCUCCGCCCCGACGUCUUCUCCCCGCCGGCCGCCGCUCUCGGGAGCCCCAUAGUUGAUCAGAGCAUGUUUGAGAACUCGGUUGCCCAGCAUCAGAUUAACCAGAGCCCCAGGCUGGGCCAGCCCACGGCCCGCCGCGCCACAGGCCCUCCGCAGCCCAACUUGGACUUGUCGCCCUCCGGCGGCCAGCAGAGGCUGAAGAACGCCAUCAAUUUGGGCAAGGCGGUCGGGGCAAAGGUGAACGACCUCCUGAGGAGGAAGGAGCAGAGCCACCUGGGAGAUAUCGGCGUCACGGAGGUCAACAAGAACGUAGGAGCUGUGUGGAGCUGCUUGGACCAGGUCAACCAGUCGGCUGUCAACAGCCACGACUCCUCCUCUUCCCGGGCCUUCGACGCCUUCCCCAGGCUAGACCCCCCACCGCCCACCGGCAGGAAGCGGCUCCCGCGCGCCCUCAAGACCACCCGGGACAUGAUGAUCUCUUCCGACCCGGUGGUCCCAGCGCCCGAUGCCCCGGACCCGGACCCUUCCCCGUCCCCCUCCUCCCCCCUGACCGCCCCCGACCGGACGCCCCUGCUCAGUCAGGAGGCCGAGGUGGAGGAGGGGGGGGGCCCGAGGCCGGGACAGGGAGAUCAGGAGGAGAAGGGGGGGCAGGGGGAGGGGGAGGCCGAGAGGUGCGACCAGAACCAGAAGGUGAACUGGUUGACCAGCAGGGGACAGGAGAACAACUGGGAGGACAUCCUGGAGUCGGAGGGCCGGCUCGAAGCCCAGAAGCACCAGGGGCCUCCGACGCCGACCCAGCUUCAGCACUCAGUUCCGGACCUCAUCCACAAGGACCCCCCGUGUGGGUCCCAGGAGGAGGCCAGGCAGGCGUCCGCUCCCUGCCCCGGGAAAGGGCACUACCGGAUCGGCACGGGGGAGGAGCUGCUGCUGCUUGAGAACGGGAGCGCGGGCGGCGCCCCCUGCAGGAGCGUGGAGAGGAACGCGGACGAGGCAGAGCGCCACCCGGACCUGCUGUCCUUUGAGUAGCUGGAGUGGGACCCCAGAGGGGGGGGGGGGACAACGGCACAAAGGAUUGGGGCUAGCUGUGUUUUUUUAAUAUAUAUCUGAUGAUACUAUUAUGUUUUUAUUACACUUAAGCAGCUUUAAGGAGCAGUCAACCCACCCCGAGGUUACUGAAAUAUUUAUAAUCCUUGAAUAUGUAAUUUGCCCUCCGGAGCGGAGGCGGGAAUGGUUGAGACCUGCCAUCCAUUCUCUCUCUCUCUCUCUCUCUCUCUCUCUCUCUCUCUCUCUCUCUCUCUCUCUCUCUCUCUCUCUCUCCUCUCUCCUCUCUCCUCUCUCUCAUCAUAUUAUGUCUCAACCAUGCAGCCCUCAUUCCCGAGAUGUCCAAGUUUUCCGCUGUUUCAUUAUUGAUAAGGCACUCGCUGUCAAUCUAACAAGCACAUUACAUUGUUUUAACUUGGUAUUUCUAGGCCUGCAGAAGAUGUGUGUGAAGUAGAGAACAUGUGGAUAUGUUUAUCAUGGGGUCAGCCCGCAGGUGUAGUGAGGGACACAGCUUUUGCUCCCCCCGGCCUGAAGAGCCACGCUGCCACUGAGAUGUGAUUAUUCACUGAUUUGUACGUGGCGGCCGCCCUUGUCUGAAGUGGCCUCUCACACCCCACCAACAGGCCCGGUCUUCGGGGGGGGACGGGGGGGGGACCAGUGGGUCAUUGGCUAGCAAUCAAAUCAAGGCACAAUGCAAUCAAUACAUUCAUGUGACUCUAUCUUCCGGAUUACAUCUCCCGCUUGCUUCCAGAGUGCCGGAGAACACAGUGUUUACUGGACUGGACUGGCCUUGAAAUUGCUAGUAGUAUACGGGAGGGGGGACGAGACUUGACGAGCAGGAGACGGGGAGAGAUACCAAGGAGGUAGGGUUUCAUUUUGGGCGUAUGGAAUGACAAGACCAAAGCAAAAAAAAAAUUAAAGGGUAAUUUCAUA